GCUCCGCUUCCAGUACUGCCAGGACCGUCCGAAGUGCGUAGGUGCGUCCCACCACCUCCGCCGCCAGUCCAGACGGUGCCCCGGUGACGUCGGGAGCGGAAGUGACGCAGUGUUCAGUGCGAGCUGAUUCCCUCGUGGAGCCGCGACCAUGUUCCUGCAUUACUACCUGAACAGUGACGGCGAGCGAGUCUACACCCUGAAGAAGGUGGACCCCCAGGGUCAAGUGACCACGACGGCCCACCCAGCACGGUUCUCGCCGGAUGACAAAUACUCCAGGCACAGGGUGACUUUGAAGAAACGCUUCAAUAUCCUGCUGACUCAACAGCCGUCCCCUGCCUUCUGACCGGCUGGCCAAUGGCCAGCGGGCCCCAGCGCCCUCUGUCCUACGAGCUUUUGCUUCGCAUGUGUGGCGUGCACGAGGAGAGAUGAGGAGGAGAAAACCGUAAUUGUUGUGUUACACACUGUCGCACAAUAAAAGCUGCCUGGGUUAGCGUA
Molecule: messenger RNA, 495 nt
Organism: Mobula hypostoma (lesser devil ray)
Lineage: Eukaryota; Metazoa; Chordata; Chondrichthyes; Myliobatiformes; Myliobatidae
Gene: nop10
Product: NOP10 ribonucleoprotein homolog (yeast)
Exons: 2
Coding region: 149-343 (64 amino acids)
Biological process (GO): positive regulation of telomerase RNA localization to Cajal body; ribosome biogenesis; snRNA pseudouridine synthesis
Cellular component (GO): box H/ACA snoRNP complex
Molecular function (GO): telomerase RNA binding; snoRNA binding
Source: RefSeq, a predicted model, not a curated record